AUGACGUCGGAGUCUCCUUGGCAGAUUUUACCCCUGAAAGAACGGCACGGGAGUCCUCUUUUCAAGUACGAGGAGAACGCUACUCCUGUCAUACGUCAUCCACUGUUCAAUGAGGCUCUUUUAAAAUCAAAUCCAAGCACAAAAGCUCGAGAAGAUUCUAAAGAGCCGGUCGAACAGUAUGAUUUUGAAGAUCCACUAGGUAAUUAUUAAAAAAAAUGACUUUUGAGAACAUUUUGAUUUUUUUUCAGGAGCAACGAAUGAAGAGGAUCAGAACAUUUUAUUGGACGUCGACCAAAUACAAGAUAUCUCCAUGAAAAACCGUGCAGCUUCUCUGGACAACACUUUGGAGUCCAAAAAAGUCGAGAGUCUUUCAUUAGGUGAUGUUUUAACGAAUUUUCUUAUAAAUUUGUCGUUUUUAGACAUCGAUUUGCCGGAUUUCGAACCUUGGAGGGAAAAAAGAGCGCAGAUAGUUAAAAAAUUUCGGCCGAAAGAGCAUAAAAGCAGUUCUGCUGAAUCUCUGCGAAAAAAAGUUUUUUUAGGUUAUUUAAUAGAAGAACUUGAUUUUUUUAGACUUCAAGCGUUGGAGAAUUCGAAUUUUGGCCCUUUGCCGCCUGAUCCGAAUUCAUUCGCCACGAAAAUCGCGGAAUACAAUGAACAGUUGCUCCAAGCUUGGAACAAUAAUCAGAGAAUCGAGGCGAUGAAGGUUUUUUCCGAUUUAUUAUUUGUGGGAAUAAAUAUUUCUGUUUUUUAAGGUAGCUCUAGACGUUGCGCGCACGCUCAUUUCCCCUUCGGCGACUGAGAUUUUCCCUUAUCACUGGGUCCUUGCCACAGAUGUUCUUGACCUUUUCGGGAAACUCGUCUACGAUCGGCUUGUCUUCAAAUCCAAUGAGGUUAUUUCUCAUUUUUGGCAAGGAAAAACGGUAUAAGAUAAUUAGAAAAACGGUUAAAAGGUUCCUCUGUUAGGAAGUUCUUCUGAAAAUCCUUCAAUAAUUUCUUCAUGAUUUUAUUUUUUUCUCAAUCUUAUUUUCAGGAAAGAGUCCGAGUAGGACAGACGGAACUCCCGCCGAACUUUUCCUCGGAUCAGGUUCCUCCCUUGGCCAAAGAAACGGCGAGACAUUGGUUCCUCAAAGUUUCCGACAUCAAGGAACUCGUCCCCAGGUUUUACGGUUUCGUAGUUUUGUCAAAAGGGAAAAUUAAAAUAAUUUUAUUUCAGUUGAAUCUUGUCUGAUCGCUUGUCUUCGAUUUCUGGACAGCGGUACUUUGAGAAUCAACUUGGAAAGAUUGGCGUCGAUGUGCUCCAGUUUGUACUUUCCUAUUUAACUUUACAUUUUUUUAAGUUUAGUUAAAAAAACUUAGGCUGAGUGAAGAAAUUACUUUUUUUAUAAAAAAAGUUUUUUUGGCGAUCCCUGGAUAAAUACCAGCCAGAAAAAUGAUUUUAUUCAUUAUAAACGUUCAAUAUCGCUUUUUGCGCGUCGCUUUUCAUGCAUCGCGUGCACUGCGUACAACACAUUUCAUUUUCCGCCGCUGCACUGAGUGUGGCUUCAAUUCGGUUUCGCCGUGAAAUACUUUGAAAAAUGCUAGUUUACUACCCAAAACUACCUUUAUAGAAGCCACUAUUUUGCGUCGGAGGGACCAUUAAAGUAGUUUUUAGCGGUCUGGUGGUACCACUUAGGUGGUAUGAAAAAAAGACCAGCGAAAAUUCAAACGGCGACUUUUCCGAUUUUUUCAUAUCGCUAGGGAACUUUCCGACGGCCACCUUUCCGACGAAUCUUUUUCCGACUUUUUUUCUCGAUAAACUCUUCGUUUUGAAUCUUCCUAUAUAAAGUAGGUAGUUAAUUCAUAAUUAAAACACAAAGAAAUAGGAAAAAAAAUGUCUAUGAAUGUUUUAAAAACCGAAAAACAUAGGGGAAAAAAGUCGGAAAGGGAUCCGUCGGAAAGUUCUCUAGCGAUAUGAAAAAAUCGGAAAAGUCGCCGUUUGAAUUUUCGCUGGUGUUUUUUUCAUACCGCCACCACUUAGCCUCUGAAGGGGCCGCUAAUGGAAUUCACUCAAGUGGCCACCAAUUCGUCAAAACCUUAGAGGGGCCUCUCAACUUUCACCACUUUUUGCAGAACUGAACCAAGACGUCACAGCGGGAUAUGCGCGGGCUUAUAUAUGCAAGAUUUGCAUCUCAAUCGAUCCGGCCAAUCGACUUCCGCAUUGGAGAGUCCUGAACGACUGGUUUCAGAUCAACGGCGUCAAGGAGGAGAUCCCAGGAACGACUUCUUUGGUUCUUUCCGGGGUUUUUUUUUUAGUAUUUUCGAGUUUUGUAGGUUUUAAUCAACUUUAAUCUGGAAAAAUACUAUAAGCGUGAAAUAAUACCUGACUGGGAAAGUUUUAAGUGGCCACUUUAGGGUUUUGACUUUGUAGAGGUCAUUAUAGUAGUCGAUAUAAUGGUCACUUUAGUGGCUAGAAUUUAUUUGCCCUUUUAGACGUUUGAGUGGUACUACUAGACACCUUUUUCACUUUUUAGACAACUUUCUAGAGGCCACUUUAGGGGUCAAUGAAUCAAAACUGGUUCAAACAACUUUAUCAGAAAAUUUUCAUAAUUUACUCGCGAAAAAUAGUAUUUUUCUACUAGAAAAAAGUCAGUCCCAAACUAACUUCUUGAUUUUUUCUUUGUUCCUUUCCAGUCACGAGUGAUCUCGCCGGCCGUGGAAUGGAUCCUACAGUGUGCCACCUACGGCGCGCAUACGGUAGAUGACUUGGGACCUCUGUGGGAGUACUGUAGACAGCCCGACAAAGUCGCUUUCCUGAUUCCGGCUCUGAUCAAAGCCUUGCCGGCAAAGUAUCUCUCGAUGUACGCCAGAGAGGCUCUCGAUUUGGUGAGAUUUGAAAAUUAUGCUUCAAUACUUAAUUUCAGUUAAUUUUCAAAUGUCACACCUUAAUAAAAGGAUAGUUAACUACUGAGAAAAUUAACUCCCUAAAGAAUAUUAAUUGAAAAAGUUGUUUUUAUGUCGCAAAAAAAGCUAACACUACGAUAUUUUUAUAUUAUUAGUUCAUAUUUAAUUUUUUUAAAUUUUUCACAUGAGAUGAUCAGUUUCAAAGCCAUCUGUUUACAGGCUCUGACAGAUCUGAAAGACGAAGAAGCGAUUUUUUUGGCCUCGGUCGACGUCUAACGGCGGUUCCUCCAGUUGGCGACAUCUGCAGUGUCAUCAAAAAGUUUGAUUUUCAGAGGAAUUUUGAAAAAAAGACUUUUUAGCUCAUCAAAGGGGAAGAAUUGAAGAAAAAGAAAGACUUUUUUUCUUAAAAAUGUUUUUUUCAUAUUCAUAUUUUUUUCUGAGUUCUCAUCGAUAGUUCAUAAUAAAUUCAAUUAACAGAUAUUUUUGGACUUUGCUGUUUUAAAAAUACAAUUCAUCCGGUUUUUCCCACCUUUUUUUGGAUGAUAAGGACUUUACUUCUUUUUUAUAAACUUGAAAUUUAUCUAUAAAAAAAUUCCAUUCGAGAAUUUUUGUUCCGUUUUUUAGGUCUAAAUUUAUAUGAAUUUUUGAAAUGAAAAAAAUUCCGUCUGAGUAGUUUUAUCUGAAUGGGGAAACUACCGAAAACGAGAAAUUUCACAUUUUUUAUUAUUUUUUUAAAGUUAAAAUUCAAUAUUUGUUGAGCAAUGUGGAUUUUUAGGAGCUAGAAUUUAGGUUAACUUUUUAAAAAAAGUUGAAAAAAAAUACCUUAUCAUUGGAAAUCAACUUUCAUUUUUCGACAUAUUUGAAAUUAUAAUAGGAAUUUUUCAAGCUAAUGUGUUUUUAAAUUAUGAUCAAAAUGGGUUUUUGAGAGGAUUUGAUGUCUUGCAUAGCUCGAAAGAACGCGGGAAAAAAAAUGGGAAAGCGAUUUUUUUAGGACAUUUUAAAUAUAAUUGAGAACAUUUUUUUCGGCACCCUUGAAAAAAAAGUUUUCUUAAAUUUAAUAAUGUUGGCCUCAAAACUUUCCACACAUCUAGUUAUUACGAUUAGAAUCAGAGUGCUUCAAUUUUUGAACGUUUGAAAGUGAAGGAAAGAAAAAAAAAUUUUUUGCAAUUUUUAGAUUUCGAUCGGCUUACUUUUUUUUGAAAAUCUUAGAACAAGAAAAAAAGUUUCCGAUAUUCUUUUUAUCGUAAAGAUUCAAAAAAAGUUGAAUAAAGGGGUAAAAAUGCAAAAUUUUAACAAUUAAAUUUGAAAAAAAUAAAAAAAUUCCAAUAUUUAGAAAAUGCUGGGAACAACUGGUCAACGUUCCAAAUGUCCGCUAUUUCCUGGCUUGUUCCAUCGAUUGGACUAUUUAUGUUGCGAGGUUAAUUUUUUUAGAUUUUUCCAAAAAAAUGAAUCUUUUCUCCAGAUGUUCUCCCGCCAAAGACGUUGAGAAGAUUGUCGAUAUUGUCUAUAAGCGGAUCGAAUUUCAUGCCGAGAGAUUGAGGGUACUCAGAAGUUCCCAUUGAUUUUUGUAUUAUUUUUCCGUUUCAGUACGAUUCUCAAAGUAUGGUCAAUAUCGAAGCGUUCAUCGGAGCUGUCGUCAACCAUAAAAAAGAUUCGGAACUGUGUCAACUUCUGCUCACGCCUUCUCUUCACAAAAUAUUGGCGUUUUUGAGGUUGUUUUGGAAAGGAUGACUUCAUUGAGAUUUUUCCGAUCGGAAAGGUUUCAGAAAAAAAAGGGUUUUUUAAGGUAGAAAAUUAGAACUUUAAGAAAAAAAAAUGGAAAAAGACUUCAUAAAAGGGUUCAAAAUGAUUCAAGCUUUAAAAUAAGGAUGAUCGUUAAGGUUUAGGGAAGGUCUAGAAAAAAAAACGAUUUUUCAAAGUUUUCACUUGUUUUUCUGCGAUUUGAAACCUCAAGAUUCAGACUUUUUACAGUUUUUCUUGGCACCAGUUCAAAAGGUAUGGCUUUUAGGGAACUUUUUUUGGAAAAAAAGCCAACGUAUAUUUCUGAAAUAUUUUUCUUAACAUGUGAACAUCGAGUUUGGUUGAAAAUAAUUUUUAAAAAAAUACAGAAAAAAAUUUUUUUAUUUUUGACAUAAAAUGCAUAAAAGACUCAAGCCCUGAAAAAUUUGUUUAAAGAAAAUGAACAUUUUUAUAAAGGAUCGACAAAAAAAUUUGUAGGAAAAAAAUUUAAUAUAAAACGAAAAACCGGUAAUUUUUUUACAUCCAAACGUUUGACUUCAGUUAGAUUAAAAAGCUAUUUAUAAAAAAAUUCCUCAACAAAAAUUAGAAAAAUAUGUCUCAAAAAAAGAGAAUAAAAAGUAAAAUUUGUAAAAGCAAAUGGCUCCUCAUUGUAAUGAUUUUUUUGGAAACUAGAAAAAAAUAAAAUAACCAAAGAGCUGAAGAAAUUUUUUUCUAAGUCCUUUUUUUGAAUCUUGGUUCCUAGUGAAAAAUCUGAAAAAGCAUUUUUUUAAUAUAAUUUUUGAAAUUCGAAGCAUUUUGAAAAAAAUAUAAGGUCACUUUAAAGUCAUAUCAAUUUCUAUUUUAUUAUUUUCUGGUACAUUAAAAGCUGUGAAUUGAAAGAAAGGUUUUCAGUGAAGAUCGGUUGAUUCGAUUGCGAAGCGCAAGAGCUGUGUUAACUGCAAUUGUUAGAGCGUUCAAGCCGGGAACUUUGAAUAAUUUUCAAGUUUUUCAUGUGGUCAGUUUUCCUUUCUUUUUCUCAAAAACGUAGUAUUUUGGUGGAAAAAAACUAUGGAAAAGCUACUUGAGUUGUAACUGAAAACGAACGAUUUAUUCUAGAAUAAAGUUAAUUUUUGAUCCUUUAAACAUUUUGCUCACAAAUUUCAACAUUCGCAGUUCGGAAAACUAGAAAAAUCAUUGAAUCCACUGAUAAAUUAGGUUCUGCUUUUUUCUCUCACCCUCUCUCUAUCCCUAUUUAUUUUUCCAUGUUGAGAUCAUCGACCAGGGAGCCGUUUUAUGUGGAUCUUUGGACUUGGAAUGUCCUGAAGAUGAGGUUUUUCUGCAAUUUUCCUUUAUAAAAAAUCCGAAUUUUUCAACUUUAGACGAGAAUAUCAGAGAAACUACUAAUUGAUGCGAUUUCCACCGUUAAUCUCACCUAUGACUUGAAACAAGGCCUUCAGUUUCUGGUCAGCGCUCGGACCAGCUUGGGACUUCGACAAUCCAUUUUGGGGGUUCAAAUCAUCUCAUUUAUUUUGAAUAGAGUUUCGUAUCUUCAGCAAAUUCUGUCGCUUCUGAGCAAUUUUACUCUGAACAGCUAUCGAGUUUUGUCCGAUGGAGCGAAAAAGGCCGAUUUCCUGAGGUUUGAAAAGGCUUUUUUCGAUUUUUAAGAGAAGAAUUCAGAGUCUGCAUAACCAACUUUUCGGUCACGAUACCCGCAAUUCACGAAGUUUCUUCCCGGUUUCGGUUGUCUUUGCAGGCCGCCCAACUUUCCCUUCUGGUCAAUUGUCUUCCUCAGGUUUGUGAAGCAGGAAAACGUUUCUUGAAUGAAUAAAUGAACAGGAAAAUUGCUCAAAUAAGGGUUCUUUAAUGUAAAAAGGUAUGUUCUUUGAGAUUUUUAGGUUUUUUUUUUGAAGUAGAAUAGCCUUUUUCAAGCUACUAUACGUAUAAAAAUGCCAUUCGAAAAAAGAGUUUUUUGACGAAUUUUAAUGAUGUUAUCUAAAAACGCUGGAAUGAUCCCUAGAGGGCCACCCUAGGGGCUCCAGAAUGUUCCCUUCAGAGGCUAUUUAAUUUUUAAAUGCUCUUUGAUCCCCUAUAGCACUGGUUUUUCCUAGCCCCUCUAGGGAUCACUCUGGCGUUCCUAAAUAGGUUUUGCUCAGUUGAUCGCUAAUUUAGCAAUAAUAUACUUCCGAAUAAACAUUAUUAGAAUUUUAAAGUUUGUCUUUUUAAGGCUUUAUAAAAAAAUAUUUUUUUCAAUAAGAAAAAAAUAACUUUUUGCUUUAUAAAUAAAUCAAUUUGAAUGAAGUUGGUUCAGAUCGAAUGAAUUAUCAGAAAACCUUAAAACUAAAACAAAAAAUUUUUUCGAGUCUUUUUGCUUCUUCUAUGCAUAUGUUCCGAAGAGCGGAAUUCGAAGAAAUUGGGAUAUAUAGGAACUUUCGGCGUUCAAAAACUAUGAAUUAAAUAAAAACCAAUAAGUUUCAGAUCGACACGUCCAUCAGAAGAUGCAUCGAAUCCCUGGAAAUUCUCAGCUCCCAAUCAUUCCCACAAUUUGCGACCUCUUCCAUCCAAUUUUUGGCCAUUCUUCAAUUUGUCCCUGAUCUCCCGGAACGUCAGAAGAUUUUAUACUAUUUCGACAAGUUCUACAGGAUUCUUGAAAGGUUUGACUUUUAAAGAGAAAAGAAAAAAAGAAAGAAAAAGUAGAAAUCGAAAAAGGACGAAUGACGUUUCAAAAAUGAGAUAAAUAAAGAGACGAAUUUUUAGUUUAGUAACUUAAAAUUCAGUGACCUUUCAAAGAUGGUUCGAUAUUCCUUGGCGAAGAAAAUAAAAAAAGAAAGUAAUUUUUUUAGUAAAAAAAUGUGAAGGUUUCUUAAAAUUAAAAAAAAGGGCUCAUUAUUUAGAAAAAUAAAGCAUCAGAGGCGAAAAAUUUCCGUUUCCAAAGCCUUAAAAAGAUGACAAAAAAACCAUUAUUACAGGAAUUAUGAUGGUAUUUUUUUAAUAAAAAAAGGAAAUGUAUGAAAAAAAUGCUUGAGAGAAAAUGACAAGAUCUUGGAAAUGAAAAUGCUUUUUUUUCAAGAAAGAAAAUUUUCUCAAAAUUCUGCAGAUUCCGAACGUUUUUUUAUCUGUUAUGUCAAAUUUUUGUCCCGUAAAUCUCGUGAUUUUCUUCAAGAUUUUAUCUUCUUAUGUUAAGGAACUUCACGAAAUGGCAAGCGGAAGAAACUGUGAAUCUCCUUGUGGAUAUUUACAUCCAAUGUCUUCGGUACCUUUGCGUAGUCGUUCAAUCAGAAGACGUGCCUCAUUUCAAAGCCGUCGUCACGAAUUCCGUUCUUUAUGGCGGCAGUGAAGAGUUCUUGUAAGACUUUUGAAGUAUUAGGGGCUAUGCGUGUCGUUUUGGUUGGUUUUACAUAUUCCAAAGAGAACAUUUUUUGAAAGGAUCUGUACUAGUGGGAAGAUCGUGUCUUUCUGUAUUUUUUGGUAUAUAAUUUUUCUAGGUUGGCUUCGUUUUUCCGAAAAAAUUCAGCUCUUCUUUAGCGAUCACUUAAAUGGCCAAACUCUAACUUUCGAUUUUUUCGAAUAAUUUUUUCAAAAGAUUAAACAGCAGCUCUCAAAACAGCGCAUUUCUUGUUAGACAUUCUAUCAGUUAAAAGUUAUGAAUCAAAGAAUUUAGACAAGCCGUGAGCAUACGACUGGAAUCCGUGAUGGAGAAGUUGCUCCCUCUGGCCGCCGAGGAUCGUCUCAUCUCCCUUCAAUUUCUCGAAAAUAUCGUUUCGUUGCUCGAAGUUGACGAAGAUGUAAGUUUGAAAACGAGCAAAAGGGCUGGAAAACCUGAGAAGCACUUGAGAAAAUUCAAAAUUGAAAUUUUUCUCGUCUUCCUUUCUCCCCGUAUCUUUUAGAAAAAGUUCAAGUUUUUUUUUUAAGUCGGUUGUUUGUUAGAUUGCAGCCAAAGAUGUCUUUUAUCGAAAUUUGCAAAAAAUUAACUGAUUUUGUUACAUAAAAUUUACUGGAGGGGAAGGUUUUGAAGUUUACGAUUGAGUUGAAAAUAUGGGAUUUUAAGCUAAAUCCUCCGGCAAAGUCGGAAUGGUGGAUAAUGGCCGAUAAAAGGGAGAGACUCAAAAAAGACCGCAGAAAGGCUGUAAAAAGGGAGCGAAAAGGCCACAAAAAGGCAGCAGAAAGGCAGUAAAAAGGCAGCGAAAAGGCAUCAAAAAGAGUCCCUUCAUCGAGCCUUCCAUUUUUCUGGGAUUUUAAAGACUCGAGAAAUGGUGGAGAAAGGCAGUGGCACCAAAAAUGGUGUAUACGGGCUGAGAAAAUGACGCAAAAAGGGAACCUUCAUGACCCUAAAAGGAACAUUUCUAUAGAGCCUUCCAGAAGCCACGGAGGGUCCUUCCGACUUUGCCUAUGUCACUGGAAUCCAAUAUACUUCUUUGCUUAGUUUUUCGGGUUCCCUGAACUAAAAUUUUGUGAACUAAAUACAAGAACCAGUUCAAUUUUCAACUCGAAAUGAUUCCAGAAGCGGCACUACGCCAGAGGUCUUCUGAAACGGGCGAUGGGUCUUCCAAAAUUUGCAAAAAGAGCCGUUGCUUUGGUCAACGACAUGCGCGCCAUGGCUCCCUCGAACGAAGACAUUUUCGAGACUCUUGACAAACUUCGGCUCAUUCUUUGA
Messenger RNA from Caenorhabditis auriculariae, 9250 nucleotides. Lineage: Eukaryota; Metazoa; Nematoda; Chromadorea; Rhabditida; Rhabditidae. The record is from the annotation of a GenBank genome assembly.